AGGCGAGGCCUGCUGAGCGCCGCGGCGGCUUUUAAGUGGCUGCCGGGAGUGCGUGAGUGUGGCGCGCCUUGUCGCCUGCUGUCCUUCGGUGCUCGCCUCCUGCGCGUCGCGACCCGUCGCUUGGCGCCUCAUUUGCCCUGGUGCCGAAGCGACCUCGCAGGAAGAGGAAAGGGGCCUAGGAAGGUCACUGCAAGGCAGCCUGGCGGUGGCCUCUUUCGCUUUCAUAUUUGCAGGGGUGCCUGGGGCUCACGCGUGGCGGGGUUAACGGGGUCUGUGUGAGGUGACCCUUCUUGUCUGCCUUCGUCACUACGCGCAGCCCUUGUAGAGACAUCUUCAAGUUCCGCUGAUUUUGAGUGAGGAAAAUCAGUAUAGGUGAAACCAUAAAUAUGGUACAUGCUGAAGCCUUUUCUCGCCCUCUAAGUCGGAAUGAAGUUGUUGGUUUAAUUUUCCGGUUGACAAUAUUUGGUGCUGUGACCUAUUUUACCAUUAAAUGGAUGGUAGAUGCAAUCGAUCCCACAAGGAAACAAAAAGUAGAAGCUCAAAAACAGGCAGAAAGAUUAAUGAAGCAAAUAGGUGUAAAAAAUGUCAAGUUAUCCGAGUAUGAAAUGAGCAUUGCUGCUCAUCUCGUCGACCCUCUUAGCAUGCAUGUAACAUGGAAUGAUAUUGCGGGUUUAGAUGAUGUUAUUACAGAUUUGAAAGACACAGUAAUUUUGCCAAUCAGGAAGAAACAUCUGUUUCAGAACUCCAGACUGCUACAGCCACCAAAAGGAGUACUUCUGUAUGGUCCUCCAGGUUGUGGUAAAACCUUGAUUGCCAAAGCUACAGCAAAGGAAGCAGGUUGUCGAUUUAUUAAUCUUCAACCCUCAACACUGACGGACAAAUGGUAUGGGGAGUCUCAGAAGUUGGCAGCUGCUGUUUUUUCCCUGGCUGUAAAGCUUCAACCCUCCAUCAUCUUUAUUGAUGAAAUAGAUUCUUUUCUACGAAGUCGUUCCAGUUCUGAUCAUGAAGCUACAGCUAUGAUGAAGGCCCAGUUCAUGAGUCUCUGGGAUGGACUGGAUACUGACUACAACUGUCAAGUGAUAGUGAUGGGAGCUACUAAUCGCCCUCAGGAUCUUGACUCUGCUAUUAUGAGAAGAAUGCCUACAAGAUUUCAUAUCAACCAACCUGCAUUGAAGCAGAGAGAGGCAAUCUUGAAACUGAUUUUGAAAAAUGAAAAUGUGGAUGGGCGUGUUAACCUCCUCGAAGUUGCUAAAGAAACAGAUGGGUUCUCAGGAAGUGACUUGAAAGAGAUGUGUCGUGAUGCUGCACUGUUGUGUGUCAGGGAAUAUGUUAAUUCUACAUAUGAUGAAAGCAAUGAAGAUGAUGAAAUUCGGCCAGUGCAACAGAGGGAUUUGCUCCGGGCAGUUGAGAAGAUGAGAAAAUCGAAGGAUGCAACGAAUCAGAAUGUUCUAAUGCACGUUAGUUUAGACUAAGGCUAAGGGAUGUUCUACCAUGGCCUUGUUGGGUGACUAUGUGAUUUAGAUGAGAGAAAUCAAUUGGAAGAAAAAAUAAAUGUUUCUGGAAUUGUUUUUAUAUGCUAAUAUCUAAGUUAUUGAAAUUAGUAUCUUGAAAUUUGGAUAUGGACUCUGUGAUCAUGACACGGAAGAAUGUAGUCCAGCUUGAAGGCAAUGUCCUAUUCCCUUGUUGCAGCCUUAAGUCUGUUGGUAGGUUCUACUGUGGCACAUUAUGGGGGUUUUUGGUGGGGAGUGGGGAACAGAACUUAUGUAUAUAUGUAUGAGAGAAUGUGUGUGCACAUGUGCACAGAAUUUGGGGGUGUGGGUGUGCAUUGGUGCGGGUGUGCACAUGUGUAUGUGUGUGUAUAUAUAGUCACACAGUUUUAUAUAUAAAUAUAUGUAGAUAACUUGAAUAUGAAAAGCCUUUACUUUUUGUUUUACUUAUUUCUGGAUCAAACUGAACAGGACAAUUAAAUGAUUCAUGACAUUUUCCUAUUUUUCUUUACCUUAAUACAAAGGCAGAAUUCUGGUUUUGGAAACAUUUUCUCCUUUAACCACUUUUAAUUUAUGAGAACCACUGGUGCCACUAGAGCCAAUCUGCACUAGUGACAACUUAGGUAGAGAACAUACAUAAGGCUGAUUAACUUCUCAAUUUUAUAUGAAUUCAAUAAAUUGUAUUAUUUUAAAUAUUUUUAUACUGUCAGAAUUAACUAAUGUGACAUUCUGGCAACUGCAUAUCACCAAAAUUUAUUUUUCUAUUCCUGAAUGGUGAAUAAUUUUCUUUCUUUAAGUAUCUUAGAUAGGAGCACCAUUGCUAAAAUUCCUUUAUUGCUGCUGUAAUACUUACUAGCAGUGGUAAAUGGACACAACAGAAGAUUAUGGCAUUAUGUACACAGAUUUGAAUUAUAUAGUUUGCCUAGUUCCCUUCCUAUCCUUAUCUUGCUUGUUAAGUAGCUCUUCAUGUUCAAAUAUUCUUCAUAGCAGAAAUAGAAUGGUGAGUUUCAGGAUUAAUAAUGAAAAUUCAUUCCUUUUUUUUCCUACCCUACAUUUCAGAGUUAUCCAUUGUCAAGAUGUAACUAUUCCAAUAAGAAUAAUUGGAAUGCACUGAGAACAUUCAUACCUUUGACAAGCACUUGUUACACAUUUAACAGUCAUUGGAAUGAGCUUUGGAAAAACUUUGCUUAAAUUAUGGAACUGAAGAACUGAACCUAGAAUUUCAUCAGCUCAGUUUAUAACUUGAUUCUGGUUAUUCUUGCAGGUGCUAAGUUGAACAUAACCAUAACUCGCGAUAUUCUUGAAAGUUACAUUCAUUUGUUUUCCCAACAGAAGAACAAAAAACCUUCAAGAUGGGUUUUGCUUUAAAAAAAAAUCCUAGUGCAUGAGUCUUUAGUAACCAACAGUUUGUCUGCUGAAGCAGUUCUUAUGAGUUUUAACUGGAUCUGUCCAGAUAGGAACUCUGUUUCUUCAAGUGGCCCAUCAGAUAUUCCUGGGAAUGAUAUGUUUAACAGCUUCUGAGUUUUCUUUAAAAACAAUUAUUUGCAUUUCCUUCUGGAUUUGAGUUGUAUUGUGUAUGAACAUUGAGGUAGUAUUUCUUGCUUUCACAGCUAGUUCCAUCAAUAGGUCCAUCUUACCAAGUUCUUAAAAAGUCUCUCUAUGCUAGUAAAUUUUGCAACAUUAAAUCUUGGAUUGAUGAGGUCCAUAAGUAAAUUGUGACAAGGUAUUUGUUUUGUAUUGGAAAUCAAUUUGGGUUUUUUGUUUGGUUGGUUGGUUGUUUUUGGCAGUUGAGUAUUUGUGUUUUGAAAGAGUGAAUGUCCUUUUUUUCCUGACCAUGCCUUUGCGUUAUUUCACCUUAUUUACUAUAUUUCAAUAAAACCACAGAAUACAA
Molecule: messenger RNA, 3378 nt
Organism: Varanus komodoensis (Komodo dragon)
Lineage: Eukaryota; Metazoa; Chordata; Lepidosauria; Squamata; Varanidae
Gene: ATAD1
Product: ATPase family AAA domain containing 1
Exons: 10
Coding region: 387-1472 (361 amino acids)
Cellular component (GO): mitochondrial outer membrane
Molecular function (GO): ATP binding; ATP hydrolysis activity
Source: RefSeq, a predicted model, not a curated record